This is a messenger RNA of Aethina tumida (small hive beetle), 509 nucleotides long. RefSeq names its product transcription elongation factor SPT4 (gene spt4). Bases 89 to 439 code for a protein of 116 amino acids. The record is from RefSeq and is a predicted model, not a curated record. Gene Ontology annotation, cellular component: DSIF complex; nucleus. Gene Ontology annotation, molecular function: zinc ion binding; RNA polymerase II complex binding. Lineage: Eukaryota; Metazoa; Arthropoda; Insecta; Coleoptera; Nitidulidae. The transcript is spliced from 4 exons. Gene Ontology annotation, biological process: regulation of transcription elongation by RNA polymerase II; positive regulation of DNA-templated transcription, elongation; chromatin organization.
AUUAUUGUUGGUACUUGACAAAAAUAGUUACCUUGUUUACAUUUGAUCUUUUUGACUGUUUUUGACAAAUUUCCAAUAAGACUUAAAAAUGAGUGUAGACUCAAUCCCAAAAGAUUUAAGAGGAUUAAGAGCCUGCCUCGUUUGUUCCAUUAUAAAAUCCUUCGACCAGUUUGAAGAUGAAGGUUGUGAUAAUUGUGACGAGUUCUUAAGAAUGAAAAAUAAUAGAGAUAAUGUGUAUGACUGCACCAGUUCCAAUUUUGAUGGUAUGAUUUCGUUGAUGAGUCCUGAGGAUAGUUGGGUUGCAAAGUGGCAAAGAAUAAAUCGAUUCCACAAAGGAGUUUAUGCCAUUUCAGUCUCUGGCAGAUUACCAAAUGGCAUAAUCAGAGAUAUGAAAAGCAGGGGAAUUGCAUAUAGGCCAAGGGAUACAAGUCAAAGAUAAACUAUUAAAUAAAUUGUUUUAUAAAUUUAUAUUUUAUCUUAUAUAAAUUAAUUAUAUCCUUUACAAUAUA